Messenger RNA from Laccaria bicolor S238N-H82, 810 nucleotides. RefSeq lists its product as uncharacterized. The record is from RefSeq and is a predicted model, not a curated record. The transcript has a single exon. The coding region runs from base 1 to 810 and encodes 269 amino acids. Lineage: Eukaryota; Fungi; Basidiomycota; Agaricomycetes; Agaricales; Hydnangiaceae.
AUGUCUGGGACCGGAGCGAAGCCCAAGGCUCAGCCUCCACCUCAAAAAGGUAAAGUGGCGGCCAAUCGACAAAAUCGAACGGCCGAGCCAGAAGUACAGGAACGAGGGAAGACAAGAGCUACGGGGGCGGUGGACUUAGACGAAGACGAACAAGAAAUAGGCGACUCAGAAAAAGGGAGGUCUUACCUCGAAGAAAAAUUGCUCCUCGUCCCAUCGGGCGCUCCGCUCACUCUGGGAACGCUCGCUACGACACUACACCAGAUUGCGGCCUUGCCGGGGGUCACCCUCCCUGUAAUCAACGCAGUCCGCGCGGUCGCUUUCCUGCUGAGGGAAGUCGAGCUAGGGGCAGUAGCAGAAGACAUCAGGGACAUCGCCAACGCACAGUUUAACGAUAUGACCACGGAUUUGAGGGAGUUCACGGAGGGGCUCAGGGUGAAAGUCAUGGAGGAGCUGGAGAAGAAGACGGAGGUGUUGAAAGAGAGAACAGUGGAACUGGCAGAGGUGGUCGAAAAGGCGGCACAACAGGCGGGGAACGCAGCCAACUCCCCGUACAGGGACGCGCUGCACAGGGGACUCUCUGGGGCGCCGAUGGAUGCUAACCCCCGUCUAGCUGCAAAGGAAAACAUCAGACAACGCCAAUCGCUAGUCGACAUACCACAAGAAUCCAGCCUCAGAAAUUGUGCUAACCUAGUCCUGGUGGGCAAAUUCUCCGAGGCGAUGGGUAAGGCGACAGAGCAAAAACACAAGGUCAGGUCGGCACUAAAGCUUCAAAACGGCGGGAUCUUGGUCGAAAUGGCUCACAUAUGUUAG